AUGCCAGAAAUCGUCUGUGGUCGAAUCGGUUGUCGUUUUCCCAUUAAGUCAGACAGAAUAAUCUGCUCCCUCUGUUCUGCGAAUUUCCAUCCAAGUUGCUCUAAUUUAACACCAGAAGAAUUUGGCAAAGAGUCUAAUUCGGGCAACUGGAGGUGUUCAAAAUGUCCCUGUUCUACAUAUGCUAAUAGUAGUAAUGAUGCAUCACCAAAGCGUGUCAUUGCAGAUUCCAUCUUCCCAAUUUCUUAUGUCACAGGGAAUCCGAAUAAACUUCGUGAAACAAUAGCGGUUCUUGGUAAUGAGUAUGCUCAACUUAUCAAGCAGCAUGAUGCUGACCUCCCAGAGUAUCAGGGUAGCAGUCCCGAAGAAAUUGCAGUUCUGAAAUGUCGACAUGCCGCAAAUUUAGUUGACGGUCCUGUGCUGAUUGAAGACACGUGCCUUGCCUUUGAUGCCUUGAAAGGCCUUCCUGGUCCUUAUAUUAAAUGGUUUAUCAAAGCCGUUGGACCUGACGGUCUAAACAAAAUGCUUGAGGGUUUCAGAGAUGGUAUGCCAGGUGGUGACUAUGCUUCGGCUAUUUGCACUUUCGCCUACACCUCGGGCCGUGGGCCCGAAGCAGAAGUUAAGGUAUUGCAGGGAAUUACUCGUGGUCGUAUUGUGAAACCCCGGGGUAAAUCGGGUUUCGGCUUUGACCCCUGUUUUGAACCUCUCGAUUCACAAGGGCUGACCUAUGCUGAAUUAGGAUCUGAGGAGAAAAAUAGAAUUUCACAUCGGUUUAAAGCUGUGGAGAAGUUAAAAGUGCUUUUGAACGAGCUUUCCGAGACGAGAUGA
This is a messenger RNA of Rodentolepis nana, 825 nucleotides long. The record is from the annotation of a GenBank genome assembly. NCBI's taxonomy places the organism in Eukaryota, Metazoa, Platyhelminthes, Cestoda, Cyclophyllidea, Hymenolepididae.